Messenger RNA from Neocloeon triangulifer, 3990 nucleotides. Its product is annotated as cohesin subunit SA-2-like. NCBI's taxonomy places the organism in Eukaryota, Metazoa, Arthropoda, Insecta, Ephemeroptera, Baetidae. Gene Ontology annotation, cellular component: chromatin; nucleus; cohesin complex. Gene Ontology annotation, molecular function: chromatin binding. Bases 154 to 3759 code for a protein of 1201 amino acids. The transcript has 16 exons. Gene Ontology annotation, biological process: sister chromatid cohesion. The record is from RefSeq and is a predicted model, not a curated record.
AUAAAAAAUGGAAGUUCGGAAACCACCAACAGAGGGCGGGAACAUCCAUUUUCGGCGUCCCUGUUGUGUACACCCAAUUUGCCCGCAAAACUUGCGUCGAUUUCUCGGACGUUCCUGUCUUUUUUGGUGCCUGCUUUGCUUCAAAGAGUGAAGAUGCAGCGCCGAGGCGGCAAGAGAAUCCGGAUGGAUGAUCCUCCACCGGAAUAUGACAAUCCGAUGACUCCUAUGACUCCGAUGGACGUUUCGGCCAGCGACAUGCACGAAUCCUACAACGCCUACCAGGCCUACACUCCCCAGCCACCCACCCCAAUGUCACACGGCAGCCACGGUUCGGACACCGUCUAUGGUGGUGGCGAUUCCUCUCAGUUCGACACGAGCAGCCAGUUGCAGCAGAGCUACAACCAACCUUCGACUUCGUACGCUCAGCCCAUGCAGAACUUUUCUGCUUACGAGACUCAGCCUCAGCACCAAUUCGAACAACCCCAGGCUGCUUCUCCGCCCAUCCCGAAGACCACCAGAGGACGAGGGCGUCCUAGGGGAAGCUACAGUAGUCGAGGUGGCUCUUCCAGCGUUGGUAGGGGCACCACUGGAGGCACUCCAGGCAGGAAGCCAGGUCGACGACCAGCAAACGAAACCGGACUUGAUGACGAGAACAGUUUGUACUCGAUCAUCAAGAGCGGCCGCUUGUCUCUGCAGCAGGUCGUGGACGAUUGGAUCGAAAGGUACAAGACCGAGAGAGGAUCUGCUCUGCUUUCCCUGAUGCAGUUCUUCAUCAACGCCUCUGGUUGUAAGGGAAAGAUCACAGAGGAAAUGCAGGAGGAGAUGGAACAUGCUAAGGUCAUUAGGAAAAUGACUGAAGAGUUUGACGAGGAAAGUGGUGAAUACCCUUUAACAAUGACUGGGCAGCAGUGGAAAAAGUUCAAAGCCAACUUCUGCGAGUUUGUGCAGCUGCUUGUCAAGCAGUGCCAGUACUCGAUUAUCUAUGACCAGUACCUUAUGGACAAUGUAAUCUCUCUGCUGACUGGCUUGUCCGACUCCCAAGUGCGAGCUUUCCGUCACACAGCAACGCUUGCUGCAAUGAAACUCAUGACGGCCUUGGUGGACGUUGCUCUGACUGUGUCUGUAAACUUGGACAACACGCAGAGACAGUACGAGGCUGAGCGUCAAAAGGCCAGAGAUAAGAGAGCCAGCGACCGUCUGGAAACUCUGAUGAGCAAGCGACAGGAGCUUGAGGAGAACAUGGAUGAAAUCAAGAACAUGCUCACGUACAUGUUCAAGUCUGUGUUUGUACACAGAUACAGGGACACCCUUCCUGAAAUAAGAGCUAUUUGCAUGGCUGAGAUUGGAAUAUGGAUGAAGAAGUUCCACAACAACUUCUUGGAUGAUUCGUACUUGAAGUACAUAGGCUGGACUCUUCAUGACAAGUGCGGAGAGGUCCGCUUGAAGUGCCUUCAGGCUCUUCAACCUCUUUACGCAUCUGACGAGCUGAAAGGAAAGCUGGAAUUGUUUACCAGCAAAUUUAAAGACCGAAUUGUAGCCAUGACUCUGGACAAGGAAUACGACGUGGCCGUGCAAGCUGUUCGCUUGGUUAUCAGCAUUCUUAAACACCAUCGUGACAUUCUCUCUGACAAGGAUUGCGAGCACGUUUACGAGUUGGUCUACUCGUCUCAUCGUGCUGUCGCCCAGGCUGCAGGAGAGUUUUUGAAUGAGCGACUCUUUGUCCCAGACGAAGACACGCAGACUGGACAACGCACCAGACGUGGCAAGCGCCGUCUGCCAAACACGCCCCUCAUCAGAGAUCUUGUCCAGUUCUUUAUCGAGUCCGAACUGCAUGAGCACGGAGCUUACUUGGUUGAUUCUUUGAUCGAGUCGAACGAAAUGAUGAAAGACUGGGAGUGCAUGACUGACUUGCUGUUAGAAGAGCCAGGAAUGGAGGAGGAACCUUUAGACGACAGGCAGGAAACGAGUCUCAUCGAAAUCAUGAGCUGCUGCAUCAGACAGGCUGCCACUGGAGAGCCACCCGUUGGUAGAGGACCGACGAGAAAAAUUCUCUCUGCCAAAGAAGUCAAACAAGUGAAUGACGACAGAGCCAAGCUUACGGAGCAUUUCAUCCCAACCCUGCCUCUUUUGUUGGCAAAGUACAGUGCUGAUCCUGACAAGAUUAACAACCUGAUGAGCAUUCCUCAGCACUUCGACCUUGACGUUUACGUCUCAUCCCGUCAAGAAAAGAGCUUGGAUUCACUGCUGCGGAUAAUCCAAGACCUGGUUGAGCGCCACACAGACACUGAGGUGCUUGAAUCAUGCUCGAAAACUCUGGAAACUCUGUGCUGCGAGAACUUGGCCAUCUAUACUCGUUGUGAUGUGGCCAGGAGCACUUUGAUUGACAUGAUUGUCAACAAAUUCAAGGAGUCUCUUGACGAAUACAAUUCUCUCAUUGAAGGGGACGAGGAACCCGACGAGGACGAAACGUUCAGUUUGGUGCAGAGUUUGAAGAAGGUGUCUAUUUUCUAUGCUUGUCACAACAUGGGCGCCUGGCGCAUUUACGAUUUGCUGUACGAAUGCAUCCAAAAAGCCAAGGAUGGCAACAAAAUAUACCCAGACGAGUCUGUCAAGUACUGCAUGUCUGCUGCCUUCUUCUCCAUUCUGUGGGGCCUGCGCCAGCUGGAGGACAUGCUGGAGCGUGGUUCGACCACCGCCACAAACACAACUGUUGCCCAGGAGGUGGAAAACCUGAAGAGCCGCAACAACCAGUUUAUUGACACGAUGAAGGAGAUGCUCCUCAUGUCUCCAGUGCAGCUUUUCAAGGAGGAAGCGUACAUCACCAUCUGCGACUUUCUCAUCCUCUUCUGCGGCCAGCUCGGGAGCAAUUCCACUCUGCUGUCACUAGUGUAUGAACCGGACAGGUCACUCCAGCAGAUGCUGAACGACUUUAUCCAGAGCUACGUGUUCAUUGAUGAGGAAAUUGGUAAUUUAUUUUUACCUGUUAAUUUUUGCUCUUUAACGAACAUUAAAUCAUUAUCAGACCCUGACGAGCACACAAAAAUUGAGGAGCUGCACAAGCGUCGUAAUUUCCUGGCAUCGUUUUGCAAGCUGGUUGUGUACAAUGUCAUGCCUACACAAGUUGCAGCUGAUGUAUUCAAGCACUAUGUGAGAUAUUACAAUGAUUAUGGUGACAUUAUCAAGUCAACUCUGGGCAAGGCGCGUGAGAUCAACAAAGUCAACUGCGCCCGUACAAUGGCUGCAUCACUGACAAUGCUCUUUAGAGACAUACACAGGGAUGGUGUGCGGGUCAAUCGCCAAGGAGAGGAAUUCAUCAGUUUGAAAGAAUUGGCUAAAAGAUUUGCAUUGUCCUUUGGCUUGGAUGCGGUUCGUAACAGGGAAGCCAUCACAGCGCUGCAUAGAGAGGGAAUUCUCUUUGCCGUUAACCCGUUGGAGAAUGCCAUGGACCCGACUGGUCCACCGCCCAAUCUGCCAUUCCUCGAGAUUUUGACUGAGUUCACCAACAAAUUGCUGAAGCAAGACAAGCGCGUUGUGCUGAACUACCUGGACCGCAGAAUUGCGGCUGGUAUGCCUUCGAGUAGGGGAGAGGACUGGCAACCGCUUUUGAUGUACCGCAACAGUUUAGUGCACGGAGAAACUGACUUGCCUCCGCAGACAUCAAAGAGGGCUUACGGGCGAAAGAGAAAAGAUGCUGUUGCUGCCGAUGAUGACGGAGACGAUGAAGGAGAGGAGAAUGACCCAGAAUUCCCUCCUUAUUAAGUAUGAAAGUUUAGCUUUGUACAUGUGUAAUCACACCUUGAGCAUUUUUCUCUAAAUACCUUCUUACAUUUUAAAGAUUUCCCUUGGUAGAAUAAACUCAAGAAUUUUAUUACUCUGUAAAAUUGUAGUCCUUUAUCAAUAAAUGUUAACUGUACCUCCUUUGUUUUAGUUAUACCUUGAUUGAAAUACUCGCAUUCAUCUUAAAAUAAAGAACAAAAUUUUUAUUUUACA